This is a messenger RNA of Linum tenue, 3710 nucleotides long. Lineage: Eukaryota; Viridiplantae; Streptophyta; Magnoliopsida; Malpighiales; Linaceae. The record is from the annotation of a GenBank genome assembly.
GGUCAAAACCCUAAACAAAUGACCCGCGCAGCCGCACCCUGACCCCUGUAAAAAUUCACGAACAGCGCAAACCUGUUCUCCAUUUUCUUAUCGACUGAAAAAGAAAUUCCAAGUUUCACCCUAAAAUCUCGACCGUCUCUCGGCGGCCGCCGUCCGGUUCCGAGCUUAAGGACGCCGCCAGAUUUCCUUCCUCGUCGGCAACGAGGCGUUGGAGACGAAGCUGUUCGUCGAAGAUCUUGGGCUUAAAGCUUGGACUUCUGGGACUUGGAAGAAUUCAUAAAGCUAUUUAAGCCUCCGGUUUAAGCUCGAUUAAGAACUAUGAAUGUGGGAGGUAGGAUAUGCCGAGGGACUUGUCGCGAUCAAGAUCACGGUCUCCUUUCUACAGGAGAAGGCAGUCUCCAUCACCUGCAGGCGAUAGGUAUGGCCGAAGGAAACGAAGGGAGAAGAGCCAAUCUCCUUAUUCAUCCAUUUCAUACAGCAGGUGACCCCGUUUAUGCUCUGGCAGUCUUUACUUUUUGAAUGUUCGAAGAACUGAAUGAAAUAUUCAGGACCUGCAUAUUCAUUUUGUGGAUUGGAAAUACAUUCGUGUGGGUUAAUCUGUGCAAAUCUCUUCCUUUAUUAAUUUAUCAACACCAAAUUACUUAUUUUCCAAAAUAUAUUUGGUCUCUGUUUUUCCAGUGAGGUUUUAGUUUCAAGUACUAGGAUUAGCGAUUUACCCAAAUGACAUGUUGUAUGUCCACGGAUCAGGAAUUUGAGAAUUCAUUCCAACAACAAAUUAUCAGGUUGAGGAAUUCUUUUGAUAUAGGGCCUUAUAUAAGUAGUUUCCCCCGCUCCCUGUCUGCAUUUGCUCUAUUCAAAGUUGGAUGGAGUCGUCUUUUCAUGUUAGGAGUGGUCAUUUGAUUUGCUGCAGAGUGAUGGAUAUGCUGCUGAUGAGUUACUCUCGAAACAUUUUAAUAUCUGUAGCUAAGUGGAGUUUACAUAUCAACCAUUGCAGAAGCAUUAUAUGAUCAAGUUCCUAAGCAGAAGCGAUUCUUUCCUACUCGCUUCUGAUAUGUUCCUAUUUCUCCAUGGGGUCAUCCUCUUCAGAUUCUUUUGAUGCUUUCCCUUUCUCCAUUGGCCCUAUUCCUGAUUUUCAAGUGCCCUGGUCAUUUCAGUAAUGCUAUAAGCAGUUUUCCUGUGUCAUUUGUUCUAUUGGAAUUUUAUGAAUGUGAUCUUACCCAAUUAUAAUGUAGUUCUAAGUAUUUCUUGUCAUCCAUGUUUGGGGCUAAGCAGUCAUUGCAUGAAAGUUGCUUUGGACUGUGGUUUAAUGUUAUAGAAGUAUUAAAAAGAGAAAAGAAAAGGACAUUGCAAACGUGGGAACUGAACAGGUGAUGGGGCUGAUGGGUAUCCUUUCGUUGCUCGAUUGUGAUAUGAGCUUCUUCAUGUGAAAAACAGUGGAGCUCAGUAUGAUAUUUCUUAACCGUAUAGAGAAGGAGAAGCAGCUCUAUUACUCCACGGCGCCGCAGGUCUCGCUCUCCAAAACAAAGACGCAAUAAACUUCGUUCACCAACUCCAAGGCGCCCUAAGAAGCAUAGAAGCAGGAGUUUCUCCUUGUCUCCUACUCGUGAUUCUUCUAUUCCAAGUCCUGGGCAUACGGAGCUGAAAAUAACCAGUCAAAAGGAUCGAAAAGAAGAAGAUGAGGAGAGGAAAAGGUAUAUGCUAGACCUAAAUGCUUCUUAGACUGCACUUGUCACGUUUCUUUCAAAUUUUUAUCUUGCAUUUGUAAUUUUGGGAAGUUCAUCAUUGCCUUCAAUGACAUAAAUUGUUACUGUAAUAGACUGCAACAACAUAGCGGUCCCGAAAGAGGACUAUGAGAUUUUUUCUGCUGGAAGACAACCUGCUGUAUGAUUGAUUCCUUUCCUUACCUGUGAAAGAAGAUUAACAUGGAUGUGUUAGCCAUGUAUAGAAGAAUAACCCAUAAAUUACUUACAUCACACAUUUCUUUUACUAGAAAGACAAGUAAAAGGAUGUGCUUUGACAUAACUUUGGUAUGCCUCCGGGUAUUCAGGCUCAGAUACCCACGGUUUUGCGGUUUGUUUACUGGCUUCAUAUAAUUCAGCCAACACGAGUUUUCUUGGUUGACAAAACUCAAUGGCAAUUAAAUUCAUCAUCGUAGUUAUGGAUCCUUAACCAUUAGAAGUCAAUUAUUCAUUACUUUAAGUAACCUUUACGGGGAUUCAAUUGGAUAAAAAAUACAGUGUUAAACUACCCAAUUAAUUUUUUUGAUUUGCGUUGAGUAAACCGGAAAUCAAUCAUUUGGAUAUUAUCGGCUCCAACUGAGACUUUGGUAGUGUUUAAUGGAUAUUAUAGGCUCUAUUUGAAAGUUUUCUUGUGUUGCGGUUGGCUCUACAUUGAACUCUAUGUUAAUCCAUGAAUGUUUUACAGAAGGGAAUAUGGGUCUCUCUUUGCUUAAUUGUUUUUAACAUAUUCACGACAUCUGUUUUCCAAUGAUAGAUUUACUGUUUUAUCACAAGUAAUAUCAUAUUUUUUGGAGUAGUCUUGCUUUUGUAGCAAGUUACAUGACUUUUUCUCCACAGGAUUUCUGAAGAAGAUUUUGCACUUGUAAUAUUUGGUGAUGAAAUUGGAAGCUUCCUUUACCUAUUGUUCACCAAAAUUUAGUACUCAUUGCUUGAUCAGAUUUCAGUUAGAGAUUUGUAGAAAAAAACAGAGAUCGGAAGAGUGGAAUAGCACAAGUGAGCUUGCACUUGCAGUGUCAAUCACCGUUUUGGGCUAGCAUUUGUUGGGAUAUGAGAAAUGGGACUGAAGGAGGUUUCCUCUCUUUGCUCUAAAUGAGUGUCCACUUGCUGGAUUAACUUGUUUCUAUAUGUUCAGGCAGCAACAUGAAGCAGAGGUUAAGCUAGUAGUAGAAGAGACAGCAAAGAGGUUGGAAGAAGCUAUCCAGAGGAAAGUUGAGGAGAGCUUGGCCUCUGAGGAGAUUAAGCAGUAUUUACAACGACAUUUAAAUGAAGGACGGAAAGCACUAAUUGAUGAAGUAGCUGCUCAACUUAAGAAAGAAAAGGAAGCUGUUGCUACCGAAACGAAACAAAUUGAGGAAAGAGCACAUAAAGAGAAGGAAAUGCAGGAGAGGAUAGUUGAAGCGAAAGAGAGGAAAGUGGAAGAAGCUCUAAGGAAGGAAGCCCUGGAGCAGAUGAGGAGAGAAGAGGAAAGGUAUAGGGAACUAGAAGAGUUGCAAAGACAGAAGGAGGAAGCAAUGAGAAGAAAGAAACAACAAGAGGAGGAAGAACGUUCAAAACAGAUAAAGUUGUUGGGUAAGAACAAGUCAAGGCCGAAGUUGUCAUUCGCUAUCGGGCCUAAAUAGGAGUGAAUGCUGGUGGGAGAUGAUGUAUUCUCUAUGAGGUUCAGUUUCUAUGUAUGUUGUCACCUGACCUGCUGGGUAUUGUAAUUUUGUUGGUCAGGGAACAGUUUGUUUUUGAUUUGUGAGAUAAUGCUGUUGCAUUUUUGUAUUAUUAUUUUGGUUUCUGUUAAGAAUCGAAUGAAGUUUAGAUGCUUACAUAUUGGGGGUACGCUUUACAAAGGUAACUGUAAACGGUAAGGAUGAGGAUCAAUCAUUCUGUAGUGCUGCUCGCUUGAGAGUUCCAUGAAGUUCUAUAGUAAUUUGAAUUUGAAGUUUGCAUGUCAAGCAUUCCAGGUGAUCACCUGACUAUGAUUUA